Molecule: messenger RNA, 4590 nt
Organism: Sitodiplosis mosellana (orange wheat blossom midge)
Lineage: Eukaryota; Metazoa; Arthropoda; Insecta; Diptera; Cecidomyiidae
Product: probable ATP-dependent RNA helicase spindle-E
Exons: 16
Coding region: 125-4447 (1440 amino acids)
Cellular component (GO): intracellular anatomical structure
Molecular function (GO): RNA binding; ATP binding
Source: RefSeq, a predicted model, not a curated record
GUCAUUGCUGAAUCUUCCGAUAGGGAUAAUCUGUCAAAUGUAGUUGUGUCAUCUGUUUUGUUUUUAUUUGUGUUUCUUCAACGAAAGCAUUCGAUGACUUUUGCUUUGGGUUUUAUCAGAAACGAUGGAUGUUUUUGAAUUUUUCAAUCAAAAUAAACCCUUGGUGAGGAAAACCAUAUCCGGUGGAACAACCAAUGGUCGUGUUGUGGCUAACGAACCACGACCAUCGAAUCGAAGAGAUGAUUACUCAGGCUCAACCGAAUAUGCCGAAGAGCAUAUCAUGGAAAAUAAACGCCAAAUGGCCGAAAGAUUCGAUAAUUGGAGUUCCGAUGAGGAAAACGAUGACACACACGCAAUGGAUCAAAUUUACGCUACGUUCAAUUUCAAUCGACCGAAUUCAGUCUAUCCGAUCACACACUACAGAAGUCGCAUUUUAAGUGCGAUUAAAGACAAUCCAUUUGUGGUGUUGGAAGGGCCGACGGCUUGUGGCAAAACCACACAAGUGCCACAAUUCAUCAUCGAUGAAGCGUACAAAGAGAAAAAAUACUGCAACAUUAUCAUUGCACAGCCGAGGCGGAUAGCGGCUGCAAGCAAUGCGGAACGCGUGGCAAACGAACGCAAUUGGCCAGUGGGCACAAUUGUAGGUUAUCAAAUUGGAUUCGAUGAAAAGAAAAAUCUCAGCAAUGACACACGCAUCCUAUUUUGUACCACCGGAAUUUUGUUGGAAAAAUUGAUUCGCACCAAAAACUUUGGUAAUUACACGCAUAUUAUCCUGGACGAAGUGCACGAACGAAACAAAGAAAUGGACUUUCUAUUCGUUGUGCUGAAAAAACUAUUUGUGUCUGCACUAACACGGCCCAAGGUCAAAAUUGUCAUCAUGUCAGCCACAAUUCAAGCAGACCGAUUUUCCGAAUAUUUCUCGUUCCCAAGACGUGGCCACAUGCAACCAGCACCAAUUGUAACCAUUACAGAAAAGUCCAAGUAUAAAAUUGGCGAAUUUUACUUGGAAGAUUUUUAUACAGCUGCACCGAAAAUCGAUUACAAUCAUUUGGACAAGACGAAUCCAUGUAUUCCAGAAGAUUUGUACAAAAUUGCUUUGUAUUUGAUCAAUUGUUUUGAUGACAUCGAUAAAAAGGAAAUGCCCGAGGAAUGCCAACAUGCAGAGUGGCCAACAGUUUUAGUAUUUUUGCCCGGCAUACAUGAAAUCAUUCAAAUGGACAACAUUUUGACAGAUCAAUGGCGCAGCGUGAACACGAACAGGACACGAAUUGAAACUAUUGUACUGCACUCCAUGUCCGACGCAAAACAGAGAAGUUUAGCUUUCCGCAAAGCCGCUUCCAAUACUCGUAAAGUGAUUUUGGCAACAAAUAUUGCUGAAAGUUCAAUUACGGUGCCAGAUGUUAAAUACGUUUUGGAUUUUUGCCGAACGAGAAUAAUGAUGACGGAUACGAUUACCAAUUUUUCGGCGCUUCAAUUGACAUGGGCUGCGCGCAGCAGUUGCAUACAACGUGCUGGUAGAACGGGCCGGGUCAUGAAUGGCAGAUGCUAUCGAUUUGUUGAAAAUCACUUUUAUUACAAUGUGAUGAAUGAAAAUGCGAUUCCCGAAUUGGUGAGCAGUCCAUUGGAGAAUGUGAUUUUGAAAGCAAAACUCUUGGAAAUGGGACCGCCAACAUCGAUUCUUGCCCUGGCCAUGGAUCGUCCGCAGCUUAAUGAUAUCGCUAACACAAUAUUAAUAUUGAAAGAAAUUGGUGCAUUGUUGAAGACUUGCAACGGUGAAACUAAUGAUAUGGACGGAGAUAUUUCGUUCAUUGGUCGAAUCAUGGCUAAUCUUCCGAUUGACGUCAAAAUUGCAAAGUUCAUUAUACUCGGCUAUUGCUUCAGCAUACUCGACGAAUGCAUUGUUAUCGGUGCGGCCCUAAAUUCAAGAAGUAUUUUCCGUGAUAAUUACAAAGCCAGAGAUAAUAUGCGACUGUAUUCGCAACAGCUACGCUGGGCCAAUUCUUCGGGCAGUGAUUUGGUUGCAAUGUUACACGCAUACAAUGCAUGGUCUUAUUCCCAUAAUCACAGCAUGUUUGGUGAGUCAACCACCCGUGUGGCUCGUGAACGCAUGAAACGCACCGAACGCGAAUGGGCAGAUAAAUUUUGCCUUGACAUUGACGCUUUGCACGAAUGCCAUGUACAAGUGAAUGAAAUCAAACGUCGAUUGGAGCGCAUGAAAAUCAAGUCUGGCGUUGGAUUGAAUUACGUUCAAUGGAACGACAAUGAAAAAGCAAUCAUUUUGAAAGUGGUGAUUGCCGGUGGAUUUUACCCAAAUUUCUUUGCUCGCACCUUGCUUAACAUCGAUGAUUACGCUAAAUUAGCAUUUCAAAGCAUUGGAACGCGUGAUCCAAGAAACACCGUUUACUACACAGGCUUCGACAGAGACCAUAUCCGAUGUUUGUAUGCAAAACCAAUCAAACGAAUUUUCAUCGACAACGGUAUUGUGCCAAACGAAAGGAAUGUUCAAGUGAAUUUCGAUUUUGGCUCAAACAAAACAUUCAUCACAUUCAAAAACGAUGAAGAUGAUUAUAGCUACGAAAAUGGCAUCGAACUUAUGCCCGGCAAAGUUUGCACCGAAGUUUAUAAAUCGCUAAAAAUGCGAGAUUUGCGUAUCAACACCGAAUUUUGGAUCAUGAAAUCACGUUCCGAUGAGGAAGAGUAUGCCAAUGGGCAUGAUAUCACAUAUGAAGGGGAUUCUCCGCAAAAACCAAGUAAAACUGCAUAUGCAUCAGUUUGCAUUCCGAGAAUUUUAGAUGAAUUUAUGAAAGGAUUCAUAACACAUAUUGAAGCAUGCAAUCAAUUUUGGUUUCAACCAGAAACGGAAUGGUAUAAGGUGUCCGAAUUUGAGACUUACCUCCGAAAUUAUCGCAAAGAAGUGCUUGAACCAUUGUCCAUCGAUACUGAAUCACUCAUUGGACAAUUAAUUAUCGUUUCAAUCGAUGCUUGCAGUGGCAUCACAUAUCAUCGUGCAAAAAUUUUGGCGUUCAACGCUGAAUUGUGUCGAGUUCGCUUGAUCGACACGGGAAAAGUUUUAGAAUGUAAUACGGAAUGCAUCUAUAGAUAUUGUGGUAGACUAAGAACAUUUUUUGAUCUUCCACCGCGUUGCUUCGAAUGUCGCCUGGCUCAGAUGCAACCAUCUCAAAUUCGAUACCCAAGUGGAAAUUGGCCUAUCGAAGCCAUAACUUUGUUCAGAAAUAAAACGGAGCAAAGAACGAUUGAAAUCGAGGUGUAUUCGGUUACCAAUGGAAAAGCAAAUGUGUUCGUUCACGUGGAUUCAAAAGAAAAUCUCAAUGAUAUGUUGAUUCAUGAACAAUUCGGCGAGUUUGUCGAAGAAGAUUACAUUUCAAACUACAAUCAUUUGAUGCGAAAAUCACAAAUGGAAUGCCAAUUGACGAGUCAAAAUUUCGACAAUUUCCUUGAUCCGAUGUGUGAAAGCUAUUUUUUGGAAGAAAGUCUCAGUGAUAUUGACCCGCCGACGUUUGAAAAAAUGAAAAAUAAAAAGAUGAUCAAACUCAAGGGUCCAUACAGUUCAUUGUCAAUUGAACCGAUCGGUCUUACCGAAGCCACACGCAAUGCAAAGGUUGUAAUCGAUAGGCAUUCGGUAAAUUCAGUUAUGCUGGAGAAUGAUCCACAAGACAUAACUGAAAAAUAUUUGGUUGCCGCUACAAUUUGUUACACCGAUCCGAAUAAACGAAACAUAAAUCUUCGUUACACAACACAAAUGCCGAAUAUUCGUGGUUUUGGCCCGUUAAUGGCGCUAAUCUUCAGUCCAACGAUGCAUGUGAAAUGCAACAAGGAUAAAACACAUUACACUGCACUUCGAACGGGCUUAGGGUAUAACAGUGCCAAAGGACGGCCAAUGUUCGCUGAACAUGAUAUGGUUUUCAACUUGAACGUCGAAAUCACACAACAUGACAUCGAAUUGGUGAAUCAAAUUCGCUAUUGCCUAGACACAUUACUUCUCACUUACCCGGGACAAGAGGAAGCCAAUCAAUUAAGCGAGAAUACCAAACGGGAAAUUCUGCUGAAAAUCAAGAGCGUCAUUGUUGAAUUGCUGGAACGGCCUCGCCAAUGUAUCAACACCGAAAUUACGGAAUUCCAAUGGGACCCAAAUUUUACCAAUUCACCCGAUUUCGUUGUGUCUCAUGCAAAUGACAUUUAUGGGCAUCGAGCCAUAUUCCCAAUGCAUAGCACAUUAAAAACGCAGAGCAGUUACGAUACGGAUGGCGAUUUCUUGCGCCUCCAUUGCAAACAGCUACACGAUUUAACCCAAUUUGUUGUCAAUUUGCCGAAAACCGUUCAAUGUCGAUUGUGCAAUACCAAAGUGGACAAUAUAGCCGACCUCAAAAUGCACCUCGUCUCUCGACUCCACUGUGAUAAUGAAAAGCGGAUCGAGUUUACAAAAUGAUGAUUGUUAUUCAUUUUGGACCAAAAUACACAACUGUCAACUGCAUGUGGUUUCAACAAUAAGUUCUUAAGUAAUGAAAAUAAAUUUAUGCUUUGUUGAUACAUUCAUAAUAAAAUUAUUGCAGAAACUUGGUAAAAAAAAAA